This is a messenger RNA of Corylus avellana, 2081 nucleotides long. RefSeq names its product RAN GTPase activating protein 2 (gene RANGAP2). NCBI's taxonomy places the organism in Eukaryota, Viridiplantae, Streptophyta, Magnoliopsida, Fagales, Betulaceae. The record is from RefSeq and is a predicted model, not a curated record. Gene Ontology annotation, molecular function: GTPase activator activity; protein binding.
CCCAUUCCCAUUCCCAUACCAUUUCGCUCUCUUCACUGCCAGUUUCCCUCCACACUUUCACUCGCUCACUCUCUCUCUCGCUAUACAAUUUGUCUCUGUUUCAGUGAACUGUUUUCAUCAAAGUUAAAGCCACCAAGUACAAUCUCUCAAGCCAAAAUUACCCAAAAGGGGGAAAAAGGGUUUUGUUGCAAUGGAUGCCACGACAUUGAAUUCCGAGCGCAGACAAUUUUCAAUUAAACUAUGGCCUCCUAGCCUAAACACAAGGCAAAUGUUGGUGGAGCGGAUGACGAACAACCUUACCAGUAAAUCCAUAUUUACCCAGAAGUAUGGCAGUCUAAGCAAGGAAGAGGCUGAGGAGAAUGCCAAACAAAUUGAGGAUGCGGCUUUUGCCACUGCAAACAAAAACUAUGAAGAAGAGCCAGAUGGUGAUGGUGGUUCUGCAGUUCAGCUUUAUGCUAAGGAAUGUAGCAAGCUCCUCCUGGAAGUUCUUAAAAGAGGCCCUAAAAGAGAGGUAGACAAAGAGGUAGUGGCAUCUGAGAAUAUUAGUGCACCUCGUGAAACCUUGUUUGAUAUAUCCACGGGCCAACGAGCCUUUAUUGAGGCAGAUGAGGCUGAGAAACUAUUAAGGCCAUUGAAGGAGCCGGGAAACUCUUACACUAAAAUGUGCUUCAGCAAUAGAAGUUUUGGUUUAGGUGCAGCCCGUGUUGCUGAGCCAAUUCUGGUUUCGCUUAAGGAUCAGUUGAAAGAAGUAGAUCUAUCAGAUUUCAUUGCAGGGAGACCAGAGGUAGAAGCUCUUGAAGUCAUGAAUAUAUUCUCAGCUGCACUGGAAGGUAGUGUCUUGAAGUCUCUGAACCUCUCAAACAAUGCCUUGGGUGAGAAGGGUGUCAGGGCAUUUGGGGCACUCCUGAAAUCACAGACUUGCUUGGAGGAGCUCUAUUUAAUGAAUGAUGGAAUCUCUGUGGAAGCUGCUCAAGCGGUUUGUGAGUUGAUUCCCUCCACAGAGAAGCUAAGAAUCCUACAAUUUCACAAUAAUAUGACAGGAGAUCAAGGAGCGCUUGCUAUCUCUGAGGUUGUAAAGCGUUCUCCUUUGUUGGAGGACUUUCGAUGCUCUUCUACAAGGAUAGGCUCUGAAGGGGGAGUUACCUUAUCGGAAGCACUCAAGACUUGUACCCAUUUGAAGAAGCUUGACCUCCGGGACAACAUGUUUGGUGUGGAAGGAGGAGUAGCUCUGAGUAAAGCUCUUUCCAAUCAUGCAGAUUUAUCUGAGGUAUACCUGAGCUACCUGAACUUGGAAGAUGAGGGUUCAAUUGCUAUAGCCAACGUUCUCAAGGAAACAGCUCCUUCACUUGAAGUCCUGGAGAUGGCUGGAAAUGACAUAACAGCUGAUGCUGCUCCUGUAAUUGCCACUUGUAUUGUUGCAAAGCAACUUCUUACCAAGUUGAACUUAGCUGAGAAUGAACUCAAGGAUGAAGGUGCUAUCCAGAUCAGCAAGGCAUUAGAAGGUCAUCCCCAGUUAAAGGAAGUUGAUUUGAGUUGCAACUUGAUAAGAAGGGCCGGGGCUCGGGUUUUAGCUCAGAUGGUGGUUCAGAAGCCUGAGUUUAAGUUGCUGAACAUCAAUGGGAAUUUCAUCUCUGAUGAAGGCAUCGAUGAAGUGAAUGAUAUAUUCAAGAAGUCUCCUGACUUGCUUGGGGCCUUGGAUGAGAAUGACCCAGAAGGUGAGGAAAAUGCUGACGAAACUGGAGAAGAUGAAGGUGAUGGGGAUGGGGAUGAACUCGAAUCAAAACUGAAGAACCUUGAAGUCGGAACAGAGGAUUAGAGGUUCACUAAUGCAAGGUGUUUUGCUCUUGGGUUCUGUGCGAGUAGCCUUAAUAAUUGUAGGACACAUUUACAACAUUUUGGGUUGACUCUUCUUUUGAAUCUCUAACUGUCUGCGUCGAGCAGCAGGCUGUGGCAAUUUUUAGAUCAGCGGGAUGAUAGAUGGCAUCAUUAGUGUUCCAUCUCUUCCUUUUUCAUUUUGUUAUGCAGUGCCUUUUAGGUACUUCUCUAGGUUUACUCAUCUAAUGUAACGGAUUCCUGCUCUA